GGGGGCCUUCUCGAGGUUUUGUUUCUUCUUUUAAAAAAUCAUCUGUAAUUAUUUCUUCUUUUCUAGUAAAAUAGAAACAUUAUAGGAAAACCAUGUCAGAGCACAGCAGGAAUUCAGACCAAGGAGAACUCCCUGAUGAUGAGAUUGAUGAAGAUAAAAUUUUGGCCAACUUGUCACCCGAAGAGCUGAAAGAAUUGCAAUCGGAAAUGGAAGUCAUGGCCCCUGACCCCAACCUUCCCGUGGGAAUGAUUCAGAAAGAUCAAACCGACAAGCCACCGACAGGAAACUUCGACCAUAAAUCUCUUGUUGAUUACAUGUAUUGGCAAAAGGCAUCCAGGCGCAUGCUGGAAGACGAGCGCGUUCCUGUCACCUUUGUGCAAUCCGAGGGAAACACUCAAGAACAGCAUGAAGAAAUAGGCAAAGGUAAUAAAAACAUGUCCCAAUUUUUAAAAGAAAUGCUCAAUAGUGAAAUAGCUGCAAAUAAGAGAGCUUCAAAGGACAGCAACAAUGUCCAAGAAACAGGUGAUGACCAUGAUGAAGAUGAAGAUGGAGAUGAAGACGAAGAUGAUGAAGGAGAAGAUGAUGAAGAAAGUGAUGAAGAAACAAACACAGAUGAGGAAGAGGAAGCAAAAGAGCAAACCAGAAACUGCGAGAGCAAUUGCCAACCAGCAACAAAUAAAGCAUUGGAAGAACAGACAGCCAGACCAGAGGCCCAGGAAAAAAGUGAGAAAAAAAUAUCAAAAUUAGAUCCGAAGAAGUUAGCUCUAGAUACUAGUUUUUUGAAGGUAAGUGCAAGGCCUUCAGGAAACCAAACAGACCUGGAUGGCAGCUUGAGGCGCGUCAGACAAAAUGAUCCUGCCAUGAAGGAACUCAACCUGAACAACAUUGAAAACAUCCCCAGGGAAAUGCUCCUGGACUUUGUCAAUGCCAUGAAGAAAAACAAACACAUCAAGACGUUCAGUUUAGCGAAUGUGGGUGCCGAUGAGAAUGUAGCGUUUGCCUUGGCCAACAUGUUGCGUGAAAACAGGAGUAUUACCACGCUCAACAUCGAGUCUAAUUUCAUCACAGGUAAAGGAAUUGUGGCCAUCAUGAGGUGUCUCCAGUUUAAUGAGACACUAACCGAACUUCGCUUUCACAAUCAGAGGCACAUGUUGGGCCACCAAGCUGAAAUGGAAAUAUCCAGGCUGUUGAAGGCCAAUAACACUCUCCUGAAGAUGGGCUACCAUUUUGAGCUUCCUGGGCCCAGAAUGGUGGUGACCAAUCUGCUCACCAGGAAUCAGGAUAAACAAAGGCAGAGAAGACAAGAAGAACAAAAACAACAGCAACUCAAAGAGCAGAGAAAGUUAAUAGCCAUAUUGGAGAAUGGGUUGGGGCUGCCCCCUGGGAUGUGGGAGAGGUUGGGAGGACCGAUGACAGAUGCCCAAAUGCAGGAGUUCCUCCAGCCUCCUCCUCAACCUCCCCACCCCCAAGCAGUCCCCUUUAGUCGAAGAAACGAAAUGAUGAAAAAGCCAUCGCAGGCUCCGCAGUACAGGACCGACCCUGACUCCUUCCAGAUGGUGAAGCUAAAAAGAAUCCAGCGCAAAUCGCGGAUGCCCGAGGCCAGAGAACCACCUGAGAAAACCAACCUCAAAGAUGUGAUCAGAACACUCAAACCAGUGCCGAGGAACAGACCACCCCCGUUGGUGGAAAUCACUCCCAGAGAUCAGCUUUUGAAUGACAUUCGUCAGAGCAAUGUCGCCUAUCUUAAACCUGUGCAACUGCCAAAAGAAUUGGAAUAAGGGGCAACAGAAUCAUCUAGAAGAACAAGAAAUUGAAAUAAUGACUCUUGGAUUAGAAUUUGAAGACUAUUUCAGCAGCAAUACUUUGGAUACAGGUGACAGAACUGGCAACAGUGCUAACAUCUAACAGGGGUAUUUGUAAGAGGCAGGAUGCUUGGGCAAUGAUGAAAUAGGGGCUGAAGAGGAAGG
Galeopterus variegatus (Sunda flying lemur) is the source of this 1967-nucleotide messenger RNA. RefSeq names its product leiomodin 3 (fetal) (gene LMOD3). The transcript is spliced from 3 exons. NCBI's taxonomy places the organism in Eukaryota, Metazoa, Chordata, Mammalia, Dermoptera, Cynocephalidae. The coding region runs from base 93 to 1778 and encodes 561 amino acids. Gene Ontology annotation, biological process: pointed-end actin filament capping; myofibril assembly; muscle contraction. Gene Ontology annotation, cellular component: myofibril; striated muscle thin filament. Gene Ontology annotation, molecular function: tropomyosin binding; actin binding. The record is from RefSeq and is a predicted model, not a curated record.